This is a messenger RNA of Strongylocentrotus purpuratus (purple sea urchin), 4331 nucleotides long. RefSeq names its product EF-hand domain-containing family member B (gene efhb). Bases 388 to 2166 code for a protein of 592 amino acids. The record is from RefSeq and is a predicted model, not a curated record. The transcript has 9 exons. Lineage: Eukaryota; Metazoa; Echinodermata; Echinoidea; Camarodonta; Strongylocentrotidae. Gene Ontology annotation, molecular function: calcium ion binding.
UAUUAUUAUUAUCUCUCGAUCUCGCGAUCGCAAUUCUACAGCUGACCAACUCAACUCGACUGGGGUCCGACUGUUUUACAGGUGUUUGAAUUAGCAUUGGAAGUUUUAUGUCGAUUUACACAAUCAGUUCUUAGUUUAGGUUUAUUUUAAUGACAAAUUUACCAAUUUAGCUAACAAAUAUAAGGGAAAUAGAACGCUUUUAACUGUAGUGUAGAUCUACGUGUAGUGCAGUAUUCGUCUUCCAUCGGGCCCAUCGGAGUUUGAAGAGUAUCCACGCCUGAUCUCCCGGGGGCUCUUCCAGUCAGGGAGCCGAUUGCUUUUCGUGCAAGUUCGACCUCGCAAGUGAACAGUAACAACACAUACAAAAAGAAGAAUAUCGACAAAAAUAUGGCUGCGAUUGCUUCUCCUCCUACAAAUGGCAUUCUUAGACAAACACCUCCAAACUCACAAGGGAGUGAGGCCAUAAUAGCCAGCAACACAGGAAAGUUCAAGGACAGAAAUUCUGACAUGACUGCGGCAGGAAAACUUAUUUCAAUGGAAGGAGAGACAACAAGAGACUGCAUGAACAUUCCAAGAGUUCAGACCCCACCACUGGUCAAGAAAUUCCGCAACACAACCCGACCAGAGCCCCAAGUGAGAAGGGUUUUCUAUGGGAAAGCAGAGGACCCAGAUAUUGCCUCUACAGUAUCACAUGGUGUCAUCACAACAGGUUCAUUGAAGGCUGGAGAAGUUGUCAACCCCAAUCCAAAGACUCUGUUUACACAGCGCCUUUCGGACAAGAAAGAGUCUCAAUAUGCCAGUAAGCAGAAAGCACCGCUUGGCUCAUCCCAUGAUCAGAGACCUGGCCUUCCCAAGGAUUUGAACACUCUUGAAAAAACUUUUGGUACCCCAAAUAUCUUUGAUUGUUCAGCUGGAGAGCUUGUUAGUCCUGCUAAGACCUACCAGCAAGUCUAUGUCGAGAGUGAAGAAGGUCGUGAACUCUACAGAAAGACACAUCAUAACUUCCAUGUAGGAGAACCUGUUGACAGGGAGUACGACUGGUCCCAGUACUCAAAGGAUGGAUUAUUUGGCAUCCCCACUCCACAUGAGAAUAAUGGCAAGAAUGUCGCCCAAACUCUGAAAUGGCUGCGAAAUGAUCAUCUAGAUAAAGGAACAAAGGUGGUGUCAAAACGUGUAGAUGACUUCCGUGAGCGUACCCAGCCUCAACUUGGUAUGGUCCAUGACCCCAUCAAAGAGACCAUGACGGUUCCUGCUGACCACUCGUACGGUGUCCUCCUCAAACCAGAUGAAUACGGGGCUGGUGAUCUCAUCCAUGGGCGUUACCCAGGCAGCUAUCUCAGGGGCAAAGAUAGGGAGAGGGGACUUGUAGCUGCUAUCAGGCAACAGCUCAAGAAAGCUAAUUAUCACAACUUCAACAACUUACAGGCAGCCUUUAACCAUUAUGAUAAGAAUGGUGAUGGCAAGAUUGACAUCAAUGAGCUGCGGCUCUGCUGUGAUCAGUUCAGCCUCCCCAUUGAACCAGAGCUCCUGGAGCAGCUCAUCCUCUAUUGUGAUGCUAACACCAAUGGCUGCAUUGACUACUUUGAAUUUGCAAACUUCCUCAACUGGAAGGACAAGAUGAAUGAAGGAGAGACUCUGACCAACCCGGCAUCUGCUGCUGUGAAGGGAGAAUCUCAAGAAAGCAAGGAAGGGACUCCUGAAAGGCUGAAGAAGCAGAUAGACCAAGCCAUCGGGGGUCAUAGAACAUCGGCUCAGAUGAUCAAUGCUGUGGUCGGUGGAGUAUCUACAAAGGGUUACAGAACGUAUGGUGUACCAACAGUCCGCAGUGACAUCGCAGCUCCUCGGACUAAACGGAUCAGUGACACUAAGAAUUAUGGUGAUGAGUCUGAUGCAUUCGGUCUUAUCAAUCCAUCCAUGUACAGUAACAAGGGUAUCUAUGAGAAGGACUUCUUUCAGCCAAGAGAACCUGAACAGAUCAAAGGAAUCUUCUCUGACAUCGGAGUGGAGAUGGACCCGGAAACAUUUCACAAGCUCUGGUCGGUAGCGACCUCAAGGAGUGAUCAAGGACAGGUCAGUGUGGAAAGCUUUAGGAACGUCUUAGACGAGGUCCAGGCCUUACAACUAGCUGAUGAAGCACAGAACCUAGGAAGACCGGAACUGGUGUAAACCUUGAUUGCAUUUAUUCAAAUUAGAGCUCAUGCAUUAUUCAUGAGGAAAGACAGAUGGACGUAACUAUUGCAAAUAUAUUGAGGUUUUCAAAGACCUCCUGCAGAAUAUAUUAUGAACUCUAGGAACUCCACUUGUAAGUGACGAGCUAGUGAUCAGUACCUUUGGCUAACACAUCGUCUCCAUCCCAGUGGCUGCCAUUUUGCCAAGACCCCACCCAAGGAUGACAUUAACGUUUAAAAGCAUAUAACCGGAAAGGAUAUUUGAGUCAAAGAUCCACAUGUAAAGUUUUAUUUAAAGUGAACUAAUAGACUACAUUUCUACGUUUGAAUUAAUGUCUCCAAAGGAAUGAAAUUAAAUUUGGAUUAUUUAAGCUGUAAAUUAUUCAUUUAAAUUUGAUUGGUACACAAUACAUUGUACAGUAUAUUGCUUACACAUUAUAUUGAUCUGUUUGAUUUAUGCCUAAUCUAGUCUUCUUUGUUGAUUGAUUGUGAUUUAACUAUGCAACUUGAAAUCAUUUUCAACCCACCUAUAUAUAUUUCAUGACUAUCAGUAUUUUGAUUUAUCAAUUUUUAUCAUACAGUCUUAAACUAUCAGUUUGCAGUUCUGGUAGUUGAAAGAAACAUUGAAAUAUAACUCGUUGAUGGUUGAUUCAUGUCUGUCUCACUUGUUUGAACUUGCAUCAAAAUAUGAAUUUGCAGAUUAUUUUGGUAUUCAUUCGUUGUGAUUGGCUAGGUAGAAUAUACGAAGAUCGGUCAUUCAUUACUUCUUUCAGUAUUCUUCAUUAUUUUCCAUUAUUUCAUAUAUUGAGAUAUGUGCCUUGAUGAAUUACUAACAUAUGCAGUAACAUUUUCAUAGAAUCAGGCUUUGGGAAAUCAUUGAAUUUGAAAUCCCAUCAUUUUAUGCACUACAAUAUGUUUUUUUCAGUAUUUUCUGUGCUACUGUUUACAACUUUAUUACAUGUACAUGCAUGUAUUUAUGCCUUGGUGCAGAACCCUGCCUAAGGGUCUGAAAUGAUUGAGAAUGCUAAACUUGGUGCAUAUACUUUAGAUGUAGCUCAGAUAAUUGAUGUAAAAUUUUAUUCAACUAUUCACUUCAAUAAUUCAUUACACUUGGAUUGAUCGUGAGCCAUAACGUUUUUUUAUUUUUUUUAUUUUUGUAUAUACAAGUCUGAUUUGUUCAAACAUGUAUUACAACUAAGCUGCCUUUCUCAAGUUGAUAUGAAAAUAUGAUAAUUGUCUCAAAUUUGGAGAUCCGUCCAUACUCGCCUCUAUAACUUGCAUCUGUCUACUAGUAUUCAUUGAUUGUACAUGCCUAUGAUAGUAUUAAACCUGUACACCGAUUCACUAAUAUUUCAAUCUAUGCAAACUUUGAAAUCCUGCCAACUUCACAAACAUUGAUGCGGAACCAGGUGGCACCGUACAUUGUACAGAUCAUGAAACUCCUCUGAUGAGUUGCCUUAAUUAAUAGUUAUUAUUUCAUUUAUCUUCCAUGAUACACAUCACUUACAGGUAUCGAUCUGUAAGAAGACAGCUAGUGAACUAGUUAUGUUGAUUAUAAAUUGCAGUUUGAAGACAUUGCAUCCAAUCUUCAUGUUAUUUUCUGGAUUUGAUUUUAGAUGUUUACCACCUAUGCCAGCCUUUCUAUUGUCUUCGAAUCAAGAUGAUCUUAACAUUUUGCAUUUCAUGUGAAUAUGUCUAUUAUGCAAUAACUUGAUCUAGACUUCUCGAUUUUUGUCAUUUUUUCAAUUCGUUUUUAUGUUGGACAACCUGAUGAUGCCAUCAAAGCUCAUAAUAGAUUAUUAUAGAUAGAUUUUGCAACAGAUAAGUGGUUCUAAGAAAGUUACUAUUAGUAUACAGAGAGUCCUAUGUAAUAUAUCUAAUGCAGUGUUUUGAUUGUACAUAUAUUUCUCAUGACUCUACAUAAACAAGCUAAUAGACUUUAUGCAAAGGAAUUCCAUCCAAUAUUCUUCACAGUGCCUCUCUUUUCCAGAUUUGAAAUUCCAAUUCCAAUUUGUUCUAUGCACGAUUCUGCAAAUACCAUCAUCUUUUAUAUUCACUAUCAAAUGUAUCUUUAAUAAAUAUGUAUAUACUAUGUAUAUAACUAUUAUGAAAAUAUGGAUCUAUCAUUGUAAAGUAUAUGCAAUAAAAGGAAUAAAACAAAAA